AUGAGUGCACUCUACCAGCGAGAUGCAGCCUCGAUACCUGAUCGAGGGCCCGCACUUGUCUUCUUGAUGUGGGCCCUGACUUUUAUUUCAUUCGUUACUGUUGUUCUUCGGUUCAUCUUCCGCGCGCGUAAGAACCAGAUCGGCUGGGAUGACAUCUUCAUGGGUACAACCUGGAUGUGCUUCGUCGGAUGGUCUGUUGUACUGACGUUGUAUGCCAAUCGCGGCGGCUGCCAGCACAUCUGGGAUGUGGAGAAGCGCGGAAUGGAUAAUCUGACAAGAGCCAUCCUGCUGAACUGGACUUCGCAGAUAUUCGGCAUCGUUGGCGUGGCGUCCGGAAAGAUUUCCAUUUCGGCAUUGCUGCUGAACAUCAUGAGAGACAUGGGCUGGACGUGGCAGCGCAUCUACCUCUGGAGCGUAACGAUCAUCUUCACGAGCUUGGUGGCCAUCUCGUGCUCGCUUCUGACGUUUCUACAAUGCCGUCCGCCACAGCGCUUGUGGGAUCCGCGAAUCGACGGUACAUGCUUGGACCCUAAAGUCAUGGCUGCCUAUGGCAUCUUUACUGGUUCCUUCUACACCUUUGCCGAUGCUAGUCUGGCGAUGAUCCCAUUGACCGUCUUUUGGAAGCUCCGGAUCAGCGUUCUUCAGCGCAUUCAGUUAUGCAUCGUUUUCGGACUCAACAUCCUAACAUCGGUAUGCUCGGGCAUUAAGACGCGUCAUCUUUCACAACUCGGUAAUCGCACCGACCUGACGUGGGCGACAUAUGACAUCUUUGUCUGGGUCACUGCUGAGCUCUUUCUGCUGGUCGUGUGCGGCACCGUGCCCACUCUCUAUCCGCUUUUGCGACGGAUACAAUCGCUGUGUGUGGUGAUUAGGCGCAAAGUGUUGCCGAGAUCGGUAUCGAACGAAGAUCCUUUGAGGCAAUCGGAUGAGGUCUUGACGAUUGGCAAGAUCAGGAUGCGACUGAAGAGACAAGAUACUGCAAUGUCGUCGAACAGCGAAAGCCAAGCGAGUACUCUUGGGCCGGCCAGGAGCUGA
This is a messenger RNA of Alternaria burnsii, 1035 nucleotides long. RefSeq lists its product as uncharacterized. The transcript is spliced from 3 exons. NCBI's taxonomy places the organism in Eukaryota, Fungi, Ascomycota, Dothideomycetes, Pleosporales, Pleosporaceae. Bases 1 to 1035 code for a protein of 344 amino acids. The record is from RefSeq and is a predicted model, not a curated record.